UGACGCCCACCAGCAUUGCAUUAUGGGGCCUUGCCUUAAACCGGGGGGCAGCAACGAUGAAUACUUUAGUAGUUCGGAUUGUUUAACUCGGACAUUUCAGGAGAAAACCUUUUUGAAAACACUCAACUGGGAUCGGUUGCUUUGAUUUCCUGCUUGCACGAAGCCGAAAAUUGGAUCCACAUACGGUACAAGUACACUGCAAUACUGUCGUCGAACGGAGAACAGAUGUAGGUAAAGAAUAUCUCGGCAUAAAUUCUUCACAACAACACUUUCUCAUUCCACUGACAAAAAAAACCAUAUCAAAUUAUUUUACUCGAUUUUUUUUUUGACAAUUUGAUACAUAAGACCUCUUCACAGUUCCUCCAUUCGUUUAACUUACUUCCUUGGCUGUUUAUAUUCUUCUCUAUGAUUCUUAUUAUUACUAUUUCUACUACUAGGUUUUGGUCCAUUUGCUUGACAGACUGGUGACAAGAGAAGACAGUUGACACUAUUGUUGGGUAGCAACAACUUGUUUAGGGGUGGCUUAGGAAUCGUUCAAGUUGUUAGUAUUUAGGAUAAAAACUUCUGAAUUAAUGGUAGUAGAUUAUAAAUUUCAAUAGAACAAUGUCCUUCUAGUUACCUCUCUCUUAUAUUUAUCAACUCUCUGUCUAUAUAUAUAUAUAUAUAUAUACACAUAUAUACAUAUAUAUAUCAUAUACCAAUGGUCGCUCUCUGACCGGUCAUAACAAAACAACCUUAUCUCUAACCAUAUAUAUAUAUAUAUUUAUAUUAUACGCACACACACAUAAACAGAGGCCAAUUGAAACCUACAGAACAAAUGAGUGGAUGUAAUUGUGAUGCAUUGCACUAUGGGAAAAGAUGAGUAUGAUAAAUCAAAAGGUGGAAUCCUCAAAGCAAGUACAUUAGAACAGACUGACAAUCAACUACCCAUCGGUGGUAAAAUAGAUGUGGCCUGGGACAAUUAUAGUCCGAUCAAUAGUUUUAAAGACUCUUCAAAAAUCUCACUUAAUAACAGCAUAGGACAAGUAGCACAUGAAUUUCACAGGAAUAAUAGUCAAAGUAAAGAAUUUGCAAGUGGAUCCAGUCGAUGCAAGAACAAAAGAAUUCCUUCCCAAAACUCUGUGAAGUCUUCAUUAUCAGCUAUAUUAUUAGAGAAUAAUGAUGAUCACCUUGACAAAUCAAAUGGUCCACUGGUUCCAGAUUCCAUUGAUGUUAGUCCUCUUGAUAACAACUCUGAUAAUGAAGAUUUGGGGCUGACAACACAUCGGCCUGAUAUCAAUGCUAACCAAAAUAUUGAUUUGGUCAGGUCAUCUAAUUUUUCGAAUACAAUUACUAACUUGUUUAAUCAAAGUCAUAGGAAAAAGAAAGACAACAGCAGUAAAUAUCAUGGAGAGGAUAUGUGGAGAAAUAACAGGAAAAUUGUCGGCAAAGGGAAAAAUGAUAAUUUUUACAAUCAGUCUCCUUCAUCAAUAACAUCUAAUAGUUACAUAAUGCAUGACCAAGAGAACCUUGGUUAUCAACAACAACAGCAACAACAACAACAGCAGCAGCAACAACAACAACAACAUAACUAUGAGCAAUAUGUUAUUCCCCAAAACUUUGCCUAUACAGCAGAUGAUAUUUACCGAAAGGCACUAUCUGUUGGAUCUUAUCCUAAUUUAAUGACUCAUAAGAAAGUCCCUGAGAUGUUUAAUUUUGUGAAUGCAUUGGUGUCACCACCCUUUUUUGCACGUUCAUAUCACCCAGAACAUAGGCAGCAAUCACAUGCAUCAUCCCAGUUUUAUUCUGCUAUCCCACCUGAUGGAAAUGGUUGUCUUAAGAUACCACAGCAGUCUCCUGGACAUGGCUAUCAUUCAAACUCUAUUCAUCAGACCCAAGACUACAUUAAUUCUUUCUAUGUUGACAAUUCUCAGCAUUUAGAUAGCAGACUUCAUUGUCCUAAUGUAGAUUAUCCUGAUCAACAUUACCAGUUGCAUCAAAAUGUUAAUGUCCCGACAACCCGCUGUCAUGAUGCUUGGCGUAACCAAACUGGUGAGGAAUUUUGUAGUGCAAUUGAAAGAAACAAGUGCUGCACCAACAGCAAACCAAUAUUUCGAUCACGGUCUUUGUCGGCUGUUGAGCAGUCUAACCUCUAUCCCGAUAGAGGCUCUCCUCCACAUAAAUCAAAUUACGACUUUGGCAAAGUUGAAAACAGCUUUAAAAACUUUCAUAUUGGACAUGUUUCUUCAGACAGCCGUCACUUUAACCAACAAUGUACCCCACAGAGGAAUAAGUUUAAUUCUCUUUUAACUCCUGAUAAUACAAUGAUGCAAACAUUCAUUUAUGUGUGUCCUGAGUGUCAUUCUGAAAAUGCCAUGCAUGCCCAAUAUUGCACUUAUUGUGGAGAAUCUUUAACUGAAAGAGCUCAACCAGCUGUCUAUCCUCCAGAUAGUAUGUAUACUAACUUCAGAGAUGAAGAAUUCUCUUAUCCUUGUGAUAUUAAUAAUGAUGAUAAUGUAUUUAAUGAAUCUCUCUCACAUGCUAGUUCUUUCCCUAAUAGCCAUUUGCAGUCUUCCUCCAACUAUAGAAUCACUAAAGCAACUGGGAGAAGGCAGUAUCAAAUUCAGAAAGAGACAAGCCACUCAUUUUCUCCUGGGGAACAUCGUGCUUUCCAUUCUGGAGCCAGUAAAUCUGAAUGUUAUUCUGAUACAGAGGUUACCCUCAAAUCACCAUCAACUCAUAAAAUAUCAUCCUCUUGUGAGUGGGAAGAUUCUUCUCAAGAUAAUUUAGCAACUCCAAUUUUUGCAAUGGAUGAAGAAAUGUUGAACCCUGCUGACCAGAGUAUUAAUUCAGUAUCACAGUUGAAUUUGAAUGAUUCUAUUCUUGAUUGUGGGAGCUUUUCAGAAGCAGACUUAGAGUUAGUCACAACUCAGCAACACCAACUAUCAGAAGAGAAUUCUGAUAAACCCUCAGGCAAAUACACUGGAAUUAAAGGACCAAGGAAAGUGUGGAGAAAGCCUAAUGCUACUGGUAGUAGUAUUGAUGGUAGCCGCUUAUUUACAGCUAAUAGCAAUGGAGAUAACAAAGUUACUAGUAAUAGUCCUGUAUACCAUCGUCACUGGGAAAAAUCAAGUUGUGGUUCUACUUCUUACCUUAGGGAACCAAAUUUUGUGUCUAAUUUAACUUCACAAAAGACUAGAAAUAAAUCAAGUAACAGUGAGAAGUGCAAGGAAACUGAAAACAAACUUGUACCUGGUGGUAAUAUUUCUAACUUUACUCGUAAAGAUCUGAGGAAAGUUGUACAGCAGAAUGGGACUACAAAGAACCGGAAGAAAGUUCAUUCCAAGAAAGCUACUCGAGUCUUAUCUUUGAUGAAGGGCGGAAACCAAGAUAUUUCCUUGGAGGCUGAGAAAUGUCUGUCAGGUGAUGUGUCGAUAGAUGUUCCCUACUCAGAGCAAAUAUUACAAGAAUCUUCAACAGCUAAUGGAUUUGAAAAUAGCUCAUCCUGUGUGCCAGAUUUCACAAAAUCAGACUCCGAGGCUAAUGGCUGUUCUGAAUCUGAGAUAGUACAAUCAAGGAAUUCAACCUACCCUUGGCAACACCUACCUGAUGAAAUUUGGUUGCAAAUAUUUUCCAAUCUUAGCAAUCAUGCUAGAUUCCAUUGUGCACUGGUAUCAAAACGAUUUAACCGUAUUAUUCAAGAUGAAUCUCUAUGGCACCAUAUCACUUUAGAGAAAAAAUGCCUGCAAGAUGAUUGGUUACUAAGGAUUUCUCAACUUCAUCCUUCUAGAUUAGAGUUCAUUCAGUGUCAUGGCGAUAAAGUGACUGCUGCUGGAUUGAGUUAUCUAUUUAAAGAAUGUGCUAAUUCUCUAAUGAAGCUGUGUUUUAGCCGCUGUAGCCGAGGUGAAUUAACUGGUGAUAAAAUAUUGCAGGCAUCAACAGUGUGUCACAAUUUAACUCAUGUUGAUGCUAGUUGGUGUUCAGUGACAGACUCAGGGUUGUCUGCCAUUGCAAAAUCCUGUGAUAGGUUGGAAAGUUUAUGCUUAAAUGGUUGUGGAUUGAUGUCAGACAAUGGGUUGAAAAUACUGGUAUCGAAACAUUCGGAAAGCUUACAAGAAUUAGAAAUGUUUGGCUGUUUUAACAUCACUUCUCGAGGAAUCCGGCACCUUGCUAGUGUAUGCACUAAUCUACGCACCUUACAGCUAGGACAAUGUUAUAAGCUGACAGAUUCCUGCAUUGCUGAAGUAUCAAGUAGUUUAUGCUGCGUUCAAAACUUGGAUCUCAGGGGUUGUAAGCAGAUCAAAGAUAGUUGUAUUGAAAAGAUUGUUGCUAACUGUUCCCGGUUACACACUUUAGCAUUGGCCAAUUGUCCAAAUAUUAGUAACAAUGCUAUGCAAAAGAUAGCUUCCACUCUUCCAGGUAUCCGGAGUAUUGAUGUUUGUGGAUGCAAGCUAAUCACAGACGAGAGUGUAAACCGAUUAGCUACCAACUGUCGCCAGCUUGUUUAUUUAGAUAUCAGUUCUACAGGCUGCACAUACAAAAGUAUAUGCAGACUAGCUGAACAGGGAUCAAAUGAUCUUGAAACUUUAAAACUUAAUUUUAUUACUGGAAUUACUGAGACCAGUCUAACAAAACUCACUAAUAGUUGUAAAAGAUUGACAACUCUACAUUUGUACGGGUGCAAGCGAGUGAAGAAUCUAGAGAAAAUCCAAGCUCUUCAUCCAAACUUAAUUAUUGAAGCAGACAGAGACUGAAGAGAUCUUAAUCUUUUUAGUUGUUUGAGACUUUAACUGAACUACAAUCUAGUCUCUCCUUUCUAAAGCUGACUGUCCGUAGUAUGCUUUGGCCUCCUCACUUAUCAAUUAUAUCAGACAACUGUAUAUUUCCAAUGCAAUAACUUAUAUUGUGACAAUAUAACUAUUUUCUUUCUGCUCCUUUCACAUUAUAAACUAAUAUUUUAUCUCCUUUUUAAUGAGUAAUUGGUAACAAUAGAUGGAACUACUAAAUGUGGCAUUCAGAAUUCUAAAGAAUAGAAACAUUGCCAAAAAAUAAUUAAAAAAGAAAAAAUUUCCAAAAAAAAAAAAGACAGCACAAGAAAACAACUUAUCAAGUAUUCUUAUUCUUUGGCUAGAUUUUACUAUGGAUGAUACCACCUUAGAAACAUUCUCGAUGCCGAAGAGUUUGGCCUGCUUGAAAUUUGUGGAUUGCUUCUAUUGCAAUGACAGCAAUAUUUCAAUCUUUACUUACACACAUAAUUGAAAGGAAAAAGUUGAAAAAAAAAAAAUUAAUAAUAAUAAAGAAAAAAAAAAAAGAAAUGCUUUAAAAAAAUUGAAAUUUUUGUAUUUCCUAUCUUCCAACCAGAAAAAAAGAACUUUUCAAAGAUAAUGAGAUAAUGUGCAUUAGGGCUUAUUUACUUAUCCCCUCCCCUCACUAAAUCAGCGAAUUGUUUUGUAGUAAUGUGAUAUAAACUUUCACUGAUCUUUAUAUCAUAUACAUAACUUGUAGUUGUCAAUGCCACUGUAACUACAAAAGGUUCCAGUGUAUUCCAUUACUUACAAUAAUAAGCAGGUGUUACAAUAUUUUUAUCCUGUAUUUUUACUGCUGAAUUAUGUUCAGUUUUAAUAUCUUUGAAUUAUUGGUUGUUUCAUUAAGGAUUUUUAUUAUUAUUAGGGUAACAGAUUGGCAUAUCUGUAGAGCAUUGGACAAAAUGCCUACUGUAUUUAGUUUGCAAUCCCUUUAUGUUGUGAGUUCAAAUUUUGGUGAAGUCAACUUCACUUUUCCUCCUCCUGGGGUUGAUAUAAUAAAGAACUUGUCAAAUGCUGGAUUCAAUAUCCCAGACUAUUCCAUCCUCUCUCAAAGUCGUGGCCAUGUGCUAUGUAAGAAAGUAUUAUUUCUAUAUUCAAAUAUGAUUGAGAAAAAAGAUUUUUAAUCGUUAUUUUUAUUUUUUUUUAUUUACUUUAGCUUUUUUUAGUAACUGUUAUAGAAUAUUUUGGGAUAUUUUAAACUCUAAAAACAUGGAAAAUGUUAUCAAUUUGUAAUUAUUUAUUAUGUGGAUAGAAAAACCAAAACAGAUUUAAGUUUAUGAAAUGUUUAUAAAUAGAGUUUGUCUAGUUGAUUGAAAGGUCCGUUCACAAAACUUACAAACAGCAUAUUUGGGAAUAAUUUUUAGGAUUUCCUUAUAAAUCAGAAAAGAUUUUGAAAACUUUCCUACUGCUUGCCAUUAUCUGUGAUAGAUAAAGUAUAAUGUAUGAAAAUUCACUAAAAAUAAGCCAUUAUCUUAUUUCUUUUCAUUGAACCCUUUGUUCAUUAAUUAUCUAAGGUAACUUAAAAUUUAAUUAAUGAUUUAAAUAUAUGUUUUCUUUAAAUAUAUAUUCAGUAUCUUUGAAUAGACUAUUGAACAAAAUUUCAACAAAAAAAAAAAAACUAUAAGGGCUUUAAUAUAUCUUCCAAAUUGAUAAAACAAUUAUUUUCAUCUGUAUUAUUAAAUAAUAAUAAUUUGUUUAGCAUAGAAAGAAUUUCAACUAUUUCACUUAUGCAUAUGACUUGUUUGAUUAGUAUCUUUAUAACUGAAAUGCCUGCCUUCACUUCUCAAGCAUAUAUAUUGGCCUUAUUGUUCUGAGGUGCUAUUUCCCCAAACAUAUGAGUAGAUUUGCCCUUUGUAAAACUGUUCUUGAAAUGAGUCCCCCAAACCAAUCAUUUGGAGUGAAACUAGUCAAAAAAUUUCAAAAUAUAAUUUUCAAAGUUGAAUUAAAAAAAUCUUGGCAAAAGAAAUAGCAUCAACUGCUGUCCUUGAUGUCACUAUCAUCAUCAGCUAAGACCAAUUUCGUUUAUCAAUUGGUCAAUUUUUCCGGGUCAAGGGUUAGUUAUUCUUCCUUAACUAACUCCUAUUUCUACUGAGUAACUUUCCAGGUAGAGAUGUUCAAAUUGAAAAGAAAAAAAAACUGAGCUUUAUUAGGUUGUGCAGUUUAUAGCUAUUUAAAACUUUAUGAAGUUUUUGCAUUUUUUUUCCCAUAAAAAUAGCCCUUUUUUUUUUUUUUUUCCAAUUUAAAAAUAUAUAUUGGCUAGACUCACAAUAUCUCUGUGCUGCAUCAUAAGAUAUAUAUAUGUAUGUGUAUGUGUGUGUAUAUAUAUAUAUGUGUAUAUAUAUAUAUAUAUAUAUAUAUAUAUAUGCACACAUACAAACAUACAUAUAUCUUUUUUUUUUUUUUUUUUUUUCACCUGCUGCAGAAUUGGUUCAUUCUAUAUUUUUUUUUUAAAGAUAUAGAAAACAAAACAACGGGUAGUUCAACUUCCGGAAAGCCAGCCUACCCAUGGCUCUGUAACCAGCUUUCGUAAAUCCCUGUUGAUAGUAAUUGGGUAAAAAAUAACUGUGGAUCUUACUUGAAAGACAACCAUUUCGUUCAUUAAAAAAUGAUUUUCAGUCACAUGA
Messenger RNA from Octopus sinensis (East Asian common octopus), 7408 nucleotides. RefSeq lists its product as uncharacterized. Lineage: Eukaryota; Metazoa; Mollusca; Cephalopoda; Octopoda; Octopodidae. Gene Ontology annotation, molecular function: protein binding. The coding region runs from base 837 to 4733 and encodes 1298 amino acids. Gene Ontology annotation, cellular component: SCF ubiquitin ligase complex. The transcript is spliced from 15 exons. Gene Ontology annotation, biological process: SCF-dependent proteasomal ubiquitin-dependent protein catabolic process. The record is from RefSeq and is a predicted model, not a curated record.